Molecule: messenger RNA, 1873 nt
Organism: Naegleria gruberi
Lineage: Eukaryota; Heterolobosea; Eutetramitea; Acrasida; Naegleriidae
Exons: 1
Coding region: 13-1854 (613 amino acids)
Source: RefSeq, a predicted model, not a curated record
CAAUUUUUAAAAAUGUUUCCUGUUAUUAAAUUCCAUUCCGAUAUAGAAUCUGCCAUCAAGGGAAGAAAAGAAUUUGUAACGCAGGUCGAUGAAGGCUUCCGAUUCAUCAAAUAUAAAUCCAUCGUAGAGAAUACAUUUGCCGAUCAAUCGACCAUGAAGGAUAUGACCGAUCGGGAAAGGCUUGAUCAAUUAAUUAGACGCGAAUGUAGAGGAAUUAUCUUUGAAGAGAAGAGUAAGAAAAUUGUGUGCAGAAAAUUCCACAAAUUUUUCAAUAUUAAUGAAAGAGUUGAGAGUAAUAUUGAAAAGAUUAAUUGGAAACGACCAUUUGUGGUUGUGGAAAAGAUGGAUGGAAGUUUGGUUUCUCCAAUUUUUGUUUCUUCAAAGAGGGAUAUUUCAGAUAUUCGAUUUACAACCAUGUUGGGAUUUACUGCUAUGGCCAAGAAUAUGGUUGCUGGAUAUAUUGAUAAGAAUUUAGCGCAGAAGAAUUUGAGAAAACCAUUCUUGGAAUUUUGUAAAUAUUGUUUGGAUCAGGGUUGGAGUUGUAGUUUCGAAUAUACUGGACCACAGAAUAUUGUCGUGAUUAAAUAUUUGGAAGAGAAAUUGACUCUACUUGCCAUUCGUCAUACAGAGAGUGGUGAAUAUUUGACCUACCAGGAAAUGAAAGAUAUUCUCGAUAAGAAUCCAAAUUGGCAAAAGGCAGUCAAUUUGGUGAGCUUGUGGAAAGAUUUCCCACAAGGAACUGAAGAACCUCAAAAACUCUUAUCAGAAAUUUAUGAACAGAAAGGAUUGGAAGGAUACGUCAUUCGAUUCAAUGAUGGUGAUUUCUACAAGGCCAAAACUAAAUAUUAUAUGUGUUUCCAUGGAAUUGCAGAUAAUUCUUCAGAACCUAACAAACAGGGAUCUUCAUCCAUGUUCAGUGCUGAGAAAAUUAGAGAACGACACAUUGUUAAGGCAAUUUUAAGUGAUGUGAUUGAUGAUGUAAUCAGUGGAGUGUUCUGGACUACUGAAAUGAAACAAGUAGUUUCAAAAUAUCGAAUUGAAUUGGAAACUAAAAUUUUGGCCAAAUUUGAAGAGGAAAUCUGGCCAAUCCUUAAAAAGGCAAUUUCAUUCUCAAAGAAGGGUGUUCCAAAUGAGUCGAUCACUUCGAGAGUUAUUUCUGGGAAAUUAGCCACUACAUUUACUGGUGAUUUUAUUAAGGAUAUGAUUUCGAAACUUUCCAAAGAAGAAAGUUCAAAGAAUUCGAAUUACAAAAAUCAAGAAAGUGACGAAGAAGAGGAAGAAUUUGAUUCGAAACCAAGUCAACAAUCAAGAGGAAAUAUGUGGAGCGUUCUCCAAGAGGAAGAAAUUGAAGAUGCCGAGCAAGAUGCCAAACUCGACAAUGAAUCAGAUGGAGAAAAGGAGGAGAAAAAAUUGGAAGAAACUAUUCAGCAAACUUCCAAUCUAGUAAUAAUUGAGGAAGAGCAACCAACCCAAAGUAUUUCAUUCGACAUUUCAGGAAUGAAAUUUGCACCAAUUAAGCCUACUGAGAAACCACAAUCAGAGCAAGAACAAAUCGAAUCUCAAAAGAAUGUUGCCUACGAAUGUUACAAAAUUUUCUUACAAACCAAGAUUUUCCAAGUGAGCGAGCCAAAAGCAUUCGAAACUAAAAAGUCCAAAGUCUACGAUUGGUUAAACGUCGAUUUGAAAUCUGGAAUUAUGGGAAACUAUGCAUUCGAUAGUAAAACUGGAUCCCUUGUCAAGAAUUCCACAAGAAAAGUAUUGACCAAACCAUCAGCCUCUUCAUCUAAACAUAUUGAAGAGGAUGAUCACGAUUUCUCCAACAGCAAGAAUAAGAAGAAUAAAAAACGAAAGUAAACGAUUUAUGUCUCACUAA